AGCUAUCGAUUGGGUCCAUUUGGCUUCCUGAGCACUGGAGAUGCUCAUAUGACUGGAAAUUUUGGAUUAAAGGAUCAACGCUUGGCUCUGCAAUGGGUGCAGCGACACAUUUCGGCCUUCGGCGGCAAUCCGAAUCUGGUGACCCUCUUUGGCCACAGCGCAGGUGGAAUAUCCUCGCACCUGCACAUGCUGAGCCCCAGCUCAAAUGGACUCUUCCACCGCGCCAUGUCCUUGAGCGGCACGGCGAUGAUAGUGGCUACACUGCCAGACAAUCCACUUGAACAGGCUCGGCAGCUGGCGGAACGAUUGGGCGUGGCUGACGCCAAAACCCUAGACACCCAGGCGUUGGCCACAGCUCUGCGUGCAAUGGACGCCAACGAUUUACUGAAAGCCAGCGAUGUCUUAAAGCAAUGGUAUAAAUUGCCUCAAAUUAACUACGGCGUGGUUGUGGAACAGCCAGAUGCGCCCGAGCCCUUCAUUACCGAGUAUCCCAUUACGGCCCACCAAGCCGGUCGCAUCAACCAGGUGCCCUGGCUACUGACCACCACCUCACGCGUAGGCGAGGGCGCAUUCUUCCUCAUGGAAAUCUAUACGACUCCGCAGCUCCUGAAGGAGUUCAAUGAAAAUUUCCUGGAGCGCUUUGGGCUGAUGCUGUAUCUGCCCAAGGGCCACGGCAAGGAAACCGUUCAAGAGAUCCUGGAAAUCUAUGGAGUGAAGGAAAUGCAACUGAAUGAGAACACAUUGGUGGAUAUAGCCGGUAUUCUGGGUGACUUUAUGUUCAAUUACCCAGUCUAUGUGUGCGCCGCCAGCUACGCGGAAUAUUCCAAGGAGCCGGUUUCCAUUUAUAGCUUUGAAUACACCAGCAAUUACACGUUUGCCGCCCUACUUGGAGGCGGACUUGUUAACGAGGAGCUGGGCGCAUGUCACAUGGAUGACGGCGUACACACUCUGAAAAUGUCGACAUUGUUUCCCGACUUUCCACAGGAUUCCGAAAAUGCAAAGGUGGCCAAGCGUAUGACUUCCUUAUUGGUGGAGUUUGCCAAGAAUGGCGUUCUCCCUGAUGACACCCAUUUGCAGCCCUGUAAAUCUGAGGAGUUUAAGGAUGAUGAGAUAUGCAACUAUUUUGUCAUGGCAAAAUUAAAUGGGGCCUAUCAUGAGGCAGUUGAAAAGCGCGUAGAUAAGCGCGCAUUGGCUAUGUGGAAGAAGCUCUACUUAUAGACAAAAUAUUAAAACAUAUGAAUAACAUUAUAAUAUUAGAAUAGUCACUAUU
Molecule: messenger RNA, 1270 nt
Organism: Drosophila arizonae
Lineage: Eukaryota; Metazoa; Arthropoda; Insecta; Diptera; Drosophilidae
Product: Juvenile hormone esterase duplication
Source: RefSeq, a predicted model, not a curated record